AUGCCCACGACAUCUGUUGACCGUGAACAAUCAUACCAUAGAAUCAGCACUUCCAGUGUCAUGGCGUCGUGGGAUGGGGUCGCCAAGACUUUGAAAGAACGGCUCGAUUGGCACGUCGACCGGUGCAACCAUAUGAUCACGACUCCAUUGCCUGUGAGGCUGGAUUCUGGUGCGCUUCGUGCUGCGCUCCAGGCGCUGCAAGAGCGACAUCCCAUUCUCUGUGCAAAGUCCGGCUUGGCCGGACGCCAUACCCACGCAAAUUAUCAGGAGCUUCAUACGAUCAACACUGACCGGCCGGAUCAUGGACUGGACUUUGUAAAGAGAGCACACCAAGAGCUGUGUAAGCCAUUCGACGACACAGAGCCUCGAUGGCGCGCGGCACUAUUUCGUGAUGACAAGGAUCAAUGGUUGCUCUCCAUUGUCAUGCACCACGAGGACUUCGACCGUUACUCCCUUCGCGUCCUCUGGCAUGACUUCACCAAGAUAUGCAGAGCCAUAUAUCACGCCUUGAACCCGUUCUCGUACUUAGAGCCUCUGGCGCUCGGAUAUGAGGGCGAUGGCAUUGCAGGGUGCCGAGCACAAGGGAUCCGCGCCUCCGACACAGAUCAACAAGUGCGCUACUUGGCAAAGGAAUUGGAUGGUAGCCGUGCUGCUGGACUGUUGAUUGAUAAGCCGAGGCCCGCCUCACCGCGUGGUCAAAUGGCGGCUUAUGAAUUCCGCAUCGAAGGCAGAACUUAUCACGUUCUUAAGGACUAUUGCCGUACUCAUCAAGUAACCCAUUCCGCAUUACUUCGUGCAGCAUUUAGGGCAGCACACUAUCGAAUCACAGGAAUGGAAGAUUCAGUGAUAGGCACUUGCAUAUCUGGCAGAGAUCAACAAAGACUGCAGCACCAAAUCGGAUACUUCGCGAAUACCCUUUGUCUGCGCUUACCUGUCUUGGAAGAAGACACUUUUGGAAGCCUGGUCCAUUACGCUCAAGGUGCAUUCAAGACCGCACUUGAAGCUGAAGAUGUAUCAUCUCGAAAGCUCAGGACUGCAUCACUGUCCGAAGAGCGGAAUGGAACACAUAGCGACUCACCUAGCCUGUUCUUCAACGUCCAUGAUCAAGUCGUCAUAGAAGCCAAGAUGUUUGGUGAAGUUGAUGGCGAGGCUAUAUUCAUGCCCGGCCUUUGCGCAAAGCUUGCCACCGACUGCGAUCUGGAAGUCAACAUCGAUGCGGACGUGGACCAUUUCGAAGGGGUCGCUCUCUACGACGUUGAUUUAUUUACCAAAGACACCAUUCGUGGCUUGAUCGGAGUAUUCCUUGCCAUCUUGCGCCAUGCCCUUGAGAGCGCAAACAUCCCAGUGGGCUGCAUUCCGUUGCAGGACGACACAUGCGAUGUUAACAGCGAGAGACGUCUUGAACAACAGAAUUGCGACUCUACUCGCGAGUCCAGCAUUGUGGAUAUUUUCACUGAGACGGCAGCAUCCUGUCCUGAUCAUGUAGCGAUCAAAGACAUCACUAUGCAGCUGACGUACAAUCAGCUCCACGAACGAUCUGACCACCUAGCUCGGUGGUUGCGUUGGCGAGGACUCGCAGCAGAGACCCUAAUCGCCGUACUGGCGCCUCGGUCAUGCCUGGCGACUAUUGCUUUCCUGGGCAUCCUCAAGGCCAAUCUGGCGUAUGUUCCGCUUGACGUAAACGCCCCAGCAGGCCGCUUUGAGACGGUCUUGUCUUCGUUACCUGGGCAGAAGAGGCUUGUCCUGCUCGGCGCUGAUGUGCAGAUUCCGGAGAUGUCGCUGACUAAAGGUUCAGCCGACUUCGCCUGGAUAUCCGCUGCACUCGUGCAACCAGCAGAAGAGGUCAGCCCAUGUGACAUCGAGUAUCCGAGUGCUUCGAGUCUCGCCUAUUGUAUGUUCACAUCUGGAUCUACGGGCAAACCGAAAGGAGUCAAGAUCGAACACCGUGGAGUGGUGAGUAUGGCUAAACACAACAACUUCACCAUUGCAAAGACUGCCCACUUGUCGAAUCUAGCAUUCGAUGCCUCCAUCUGGGAGAUCUUCGUCCCGCUCCUAAACGGGGGAACAGUUGUUUGCAUCGACUAUCUGACAUCACUUGUUCCCGAUAGUCUCUGCGAGGUCAUCAAAAAUGAACGCAUACAAGCAGUUAUGAUCACACCUGGACUACUGCGGCAGUGCCAAGAAGUGCAUCCGACAAUGUUCCGUUCACUACACAGCCUAUACGUCGUCGGAGAUCGUUUCGACCCCAUAGACGCUGUCAAGAUAAGUCACGAUUUGGAUGGUACUGUAUUCAAUGCAUACGGCCCGACCGAGUGUACAGUCAUCAGCACUAUAUACGAAGUACAGAAGCAAGACAGCUUUCCAAACGGUGUGCCCAUCGGGAAGGCAGUAUCCAAUGCCCGCGUUCAUAUCAUGGAUCCAAAGCAGCGCCGAGUCCCGGCAGGAGUGCUGGGUGAAAUUGUGAUCACUGGCCGCGGCCUCGCACGUGGAUAUCUCGAUCGAGCCCUGGAGGCCGGUCGUUUCAUCGAUAUUGUCAUAGACGGCGAGCAAGAGAGAGGAUAUCGUACGGGCGAUCGCGCACGCUACCGUCUCGAUGGUCAGCUGGAGAUGUUUGGACGCAUGGAUCGCCAGACGAAAGUACGAGGUCACCGAGUCGAGCUCGCAGAGAUCGAAAGUGCUAUACUCUGCAACAAGCAGGUCAGCGAUGUAGCUGUCGUGCGCUGCGAGCAGAGCACACCAGAUUCUGCUGCUAUGGUGGCCUUCCUUGUUGCUCACGAAGACAAGUCAACGGGAGGGACAGAGCAUGGAGAGCACAUCUCGGCUUGGACCGAGCACUACGAUUCAACAACAUACUCCAAUCUCCAAGACGUUGAAUUGGACUCACUUGGACACGACUUCGUCGGGUGGGUCUCCAUGCUUGACGAACAGCCCAUACCCAAGACCGAGAUGCAGGAAUGGCUGAGCGACACAAUCGCCACGAUCACGGACAUGCAAGAGCCUGGGCAUGUUCUUGAAGUGGGCACUGGCACAGGUAUGAUCCUCUUCAACCUUCGCAAAGGGUUGCGGAGCUACGUGGGAAUCGAACCAUCAAAACGAGCAGCUGAAUUCGUCGAAAAGGCUAUCAGCUCAAUGCCCGACUUGGCAGACAGGGUCAAGAUCCAUGUUGGUGAAGCGUCAGAUCUUGAUGGUCUCACCGACAUCCACCCCGAGCUCGUGCUUUUGAACUCUGUCGUGCAGUAUUUUCCCUCUCAAGACUACUUUACACAAACAUGCACGACGCUCAUCCAUCUACCGGGAGUCCAACGGAUUGUCUUUGGCGACAUCCGCACAUUCGCUCUUUACCGGGACUUUCUCGCGAGCAUCGCCGUCUACAAGCUAGGGAACGAAGCACGCAAAAGCGAUGUCCGACAAUACAUAGCCGACAAGGUCGACCGCGAAGAAGAGUUACUAGUAGAUCCUGCCUUCUUCUACGUAUUGCAAGAUCGAUUUCCAAGCGUGAUCGAGCACGUAGAGAUCCUACCCAAGAUUAUGCCUGCUACAAACGAGCUGAGUGCGUUCCGGUACACAGCUGUGCUGCAUACACGAUGCCCAGAGGAGAAGGCUAGACAGAUCCAUGAGAUCAGUGAGUCCGCAUGGAUCGACUUCCGUGCUCUAGGGAUGACCAAGGACACGCUCAGUCAUUUUCUUGGAACAUCCUCGCAUGCGCCAAUAAUCGCGGUGCGGAACAUACCACACAGCAAGACAGUACGUGAGCGUUACCUGGUGGAGGCUCUCGAUAGCCAAGACCCAGAGACAAACGGUGAGGCCUCGUGGAUCUCCACCGCCGCCGAUGCAGCUCGUCAGUGUGCGAGCAUGGAUGCUCUCGACCUCAUUGAAAUUGGUCGCAGAGCAUGCUACCAUGCCGAAGUCAGCUGUGCGAGGCAAUUCUCUCAACGCGGAGGACUGGAUGUGGUUUUCCACCGGCAACAGUCUAGCUGUGAAGGAGCCCGGGUCUUGUUCAAGUUCCCUUCCGAUCAUGAAAUCUCAAGACGGAUGACCAGCAGCCCAUUAGUGCUAUCACAGAAGUCCAAAAUCGUGUCAGAUGUUCUGACCGACUUGCGCAAUCGUCUGCCAUCUUACAUGGUACCCGACCGCUUACACCUUCGAGAUCGCCUCCCUCUCAAUGCCAACGGCAAAGUCGAUCGGAAAGAGCUCACGAAUCAGGCGCUCUCGUUGCAACAGGAACAAAGAACAAAACAUGGUCCGAAGACCCCAUGCAACAAGCUACAAGCUCUGCUCCGCGAAGAGUUCGAAGCAGUGCUAGGUGUGCAAAUCGAUAUAGAUGAAAGCUUCUUCGAUGUCGGUGGUCAUUCACUGAGCGCCAUAAGACUGGCAGCCAAACUGACAAGUCGCUGCAAUGCCAAGGUCACAGCCAAGAAUAUCUUUGCGUCGCCCACCGUCAGAGGAUUAGCUCAGGUCUUAACAGACAGACUACCUGAUUAUGAAGGAAGACACAUCUCCGACGAUCGACAUGGGUCGUACCAACCAUUCGGCUUGAUAUCUACAGAUGUCCCCGAUGAUUUCGUAGACCGAGAGUUACUCCCCAAAGUACAGCAUCUUGAGACCAAGGUAAUCGAUGCUUAUCGUCCCACGUAUGCGCAGAGACUUUUCCUGCAAGCGGGCAAAUCGGGCAAGUCCUUGGGUGCGGAUACUUACUACCUUGAUCUCCCAGCCGAUGUAGAUCGUCGUCUUCUGGAAAAGAGCUGUCGAGCUAUAGUUGAGCGAUUCGACAUCUUCCGGACGGUAUUCGUGCGAGUCUCAAAUGGGAUUUACGCAGUCGUUCUGGAGAAUGGAAUGGUGUCUAUCUCGCUACAGAACACCGAUGGCGAUCUUGACGACGCUCUGGCGUCCACAUGGACCACCGACUCACAAAGUCUCACCAACGCGGAGCCUUUGUUACACAUCGCAAUUAUAGCAAAACCAGAUGUCACCGUACGGCUAGCCUUCCGCAUGUCUCAUGCUAUAUACGAUGGGUUGAGUCUCGAGCAUCUGACCAAUACCCUCCACUGCCUCUACACGGGACUCUCUCUCCCGCCAGCUUCAAGUUUCACUACAUACCUACAGCACGCUUACAGCACGCGUGGCUUGGGUCGCGAAUUCUGGCGAACCUACCUGCAAAGCUCAACCAUCACGUCCUUGCGCAACGAUGAAGAAUCCGAUGAUUCAGAAGCCAGUUACUGGGCGCAGCAUACGAUCCGCGUUCCACGUUCAAUGUUGAUCAACGGCAUUACCCAAGCCACAAUAUUCACCACCGCAUAUGCCCAAGCUCUCGCCAAAGAGACUGGCUCGAACGAAGUCCUCUUCGGCCGUCUGGUGUCCGGCCGUCACGACCUUCCUGGAGAUAGUACUGCCAUUGUAGGGCCCUGCAACGCCAUUGUACCAAUCCGUAUCCGCCUUCAGCCAGAGACCGACGUUUCUACACUCUUGAACCAAGUUCAAACCCACUGCCUCGAUAGCCUAUCCUUUGAGACCAUUGGCCUCGAUGACAUUGUAGCGAACUGCACAGAUUGGCCGCAUGAUACGCAGCAUCUUUGGAGCUAUGUCCUAUAUCAAGACUUCUCCACGCAGUCCAUGUUCGCAGGGAAGGAGGUGGCGUGGAAGAAUCUACCUUAUAGAGGGCCGCCAAUUCACGAGCUAGACGUGGGUGGUGUCGUGGAUCAGGAUUCUGGUGAUUUCACAGUCUUUAUGUAUGCUCGUCGACGAAGUUGUAGUGAGGAAGUGGUGGAUCGCAUGCUUAGGAGUCUUUGCCAGUCAUUCCUUAAGAUGAGUGGGGGUGGAGGUGAAGAUCAUGACAUCGUGGCACAGCCUGAUUAUCGGGAGAAGAUGUUCUAG
Molecule: messenger RNA, 5871 nt
Organism: Fulvia fulva
Lineage: Eukaryota; Fungi; Ascomycota; Dothideomycetes; Mycosphaerellales; Mycosphaerellaceae
Product: Nonribosomal peptide synthetase
Exons: 2
Coding region: 1-5871 (1956 amino acids)
Biological process (GO): amino acid activation for nonribosomal peptide biosynthetic process; secondary metabolite biosynthetic process
Cellular component (GO): cytoplasm
Molecular function (GO): phosphopantetheine binding; S-adenosylmethionine-dependent methyltransferase activity
Source: RefSeq, a predicted model, not a curated record